Chionomys nivalis (European snow vole) is the source of this 8713-nucleotide messenger RNA. It is a transcript of the gene Znf569, whose product is annotated as zinc finger protein 569. Bases 423 to 2471 code for a protein of 682 amino acids. Gene Ontology annotation, biological process: regulation of DNA-templated transcription. The transcript is spliced from 6 exons. The record is from RefSeq and is a predicted model, not a curated record. Lineage: Eukaryota; Metazoa; Chordata; Mammalia; Rodentia; Cricetidae.
UUCUCAGUUGCAAGCCGCAGACCUGGGCUGUUAAAACCAGGCCGGAAGCCGCAGCCCCAAAGACGCUGGGCCUCAGGGCCGGUGCAGGCCUAAGCCGAUCCCCCUGCUGGAGCGGGGCGCCCUCACCUGGGCACUCUCCCGGUUCGCUCACCGGAGGCCAGACCCGCCCGGCGAGCCGCGGGGCCCUCUGGGAAGUGCUACCCAGCUUCUAACGGACCCAGAGUUCUUCCUCUGCUGAACAUCCUUUUAGAAACUGAAAAUUGAUAGAAUGUUGGACACCUAUCAGUCACAGGUUUUGGUGCUUGGGAUAGAGCAGUGAAGAGAAGAACCAGUCCCUCAGCUGCCAUGAUACUCACAUCACUGUGGACCAGAUAAUAAACAAACUCAGCCUGCUCAGGCCGCCCGCCACAAAAGAAGAGGAAAUGACGGAGUCCAAGGGAACAGUGACAUUCAAAGAUGUGGCUAUAGAUUUCACUGCAGAAGAAUGGGAGCGAUUGGACCCUACUCAGAGGAGCCUGUACAGGAGCGUGAUGCUAGAGAACUACAGCAACCUUGUCACAGUAGGCUCUCCACUCACCAAACCUGAGGUGAUUUUCAAGUUGGAACAAGAGGAAGAACCAUGUGUGGUGGAGAAAGAAGUAUUAAAGAGAUACUGUCCAGGAGAAAUUUGGGAAGUUGAUGAGCACGAGAAAACCCAGAACAAACUCUUGAGACAAGUUUUCAAGGAAACAGUGACUGAUGGAGCCAGUGAAUGUCCUAAGAAAUUUGCAAAUGCAUUUCCUCCAAAUGCAGAUUCCAUUCCCUCCAGACACAAUCUCUGUGAACAUGACUGCUCUGGAAAGAGUUUAGAACACAAUCUUGAUGACCAUAAUAAUGCAAAAUGCCCAAUAACAGAGGAACAUUUUGAAUAUGAUGAUGCUAUGAAAUCAUUUAAUAAUAGCUCACCCUAUUUUGUAGUGACCCCCUUUAAAUGUAACCAUUGUGGAAAAGGCUUUAGUCAAACCUUGGACCUUAUUAGACACUUGAGAAUUCAUACUGGUGGGAAACUCUAUGAAUGCCACCAGUGUGGAAAAGGAUUUAGCCUCAAGGAAAAACUUAUUAAUCAUCAUAAACUUCAUAGUAGGGAACAGUGUUAUGAGUGUAAUGAAUGUGGGAAAACUUUCAUUAAAAUGUCAAAUCUCAUUAGACAUCAAAGAAUUCAUACUGGAGAGAAACCGUAUGCAUGCAAGGAAUGUGGAAAAUCCUUCAGCCAGAAAUCUAAUCUCAUUGAUCAUGAAAAAAUUCAUACCGGUGAGAAACCCUAUGAAUGCAAUGAAUGUGAAAAAUCCUUCAGCCAGAAACAAAGCCUCCUUGCACAUCAAAAAGUUCACACUGGGGAGAAACCGUAUGCAUGCAAUGAAUGUGGUAAAGCCUUCCCUCGAAUUGCUUCCCUUGCUCUUCAUAUGAGAAGUCAUACAGGAGAAAAACCUUAUAAAUGUGAUAAAUGUGGAAAAUCCUUUUCUCAGUUUUCCAUGCUUAUUAUACAUGUGAGAAUCCACACAGGUGAGAAGCCCUACGAAUGCAAUGAGUGUGGAAAAGCCUUCUCCCAAAGCUCAGCACUCACUGUGCAUGUUAGAAGUCACACGGGUGAAAAACCCUAUGAAUGUAAGGAAUGUAGAAAAUCCUUCAGCCAUAAGAAAAACUUUAUUACACACCAGAAAAUUCACACUAGAGAGAAACCUUAUGGAUGUAAUGAAUGUGGAAAAGCUUUUAUUCAGAUGUCAAAUCUUGUUAGGCACCAGAGAAUUCAUACCGGAGAAAAACCUUAUAUAUGUAAGGAAUGUGGCAAAGCUUUUAGCCAGAAAUCAAAUCUCAUUGCUCAUGAAAAAAUUCAUUCUGGAGAGAAACCCUAUGAAUGUAAUGAGUGUGGGAAAGCUUUCAGCCAGAAACAAAACUUUAUUACACAUCAGAAAGUUCAUACUGGAGAGAAACCUUAUGAUUGUAAUAAAUGUGGCAAAGCCUUUUCUCAGAUUGCAUCCCUUACUCUUCAUUUGAGAAGUCACACAGGAGAAAAGCCUUAUGAAUGUGAUAAGUGUGGGAAAGCCUUCUCUCAAUGCUCAUUACUUAAUUUACAUAUGAGGAGUCACACAGGUGAGAAGCCUUAUGUAUGUAAUGAGUGUGGGAAGGCCUUCUCUCAAAGAACUUCCCUUAUUGUGCAUAUGAGAGGUCAUACUGGUGAGAAACCCUAUGAAUGUAACAAGUGUGGAAAAGCCUUUUCCCAGAGCUCAUCCCUUACCAUCCACAUACGAGGUCACACGGGCGAGAAGCCCUUUGACUGCAGCAAAUGUGGAAAAGCCUUCUCUCAGAUCUCAUCUCUGACUCUUCAUAUGAGGAAACACACGGGAGAAAAGCCCUAUAACUGUAUUGAGUGUGGCAAAGCUUUCAGCCAAAAGUCACACCUUGUGAGACACCAGAGAAUCCACACUCACUAGAAACUCCCUGAACACUGUGAGUGUAGGAACUGCCUUCCAAUGAAAUGAACACCUUCUAGAACACUACAUGAUCCAUUCUAGAGCAGAGAGCUAUGAGUAUAGGAAAGCCUUGUGAAGAACCCACAUGUUUAUUAGAGAAUUCUCAGUGAGACCACCAAUUGUGUGAGGAAAGUGACUGAGGGACUGUGAAUAAACUAAUUGACAUCUAAUCGGUGUUCUCGUUCAAAUCUGAAAGUGUCUGCUGAGCAUCAACAUACUUGAGCUCCUUGUAUGAAGCAAGAUAAGAAGAUAAGCAAGAUGAGAAGCAACCUUUGGUAGGCACUGUGAGACUAUGAAAGAGUAGGUUGUGUACAAGAAUGUGUCAAUAAGAAAAUCAGUAAUUGGGUGGCAUGUCUACAAAGUUGCAAAACUUGCUGAUGGUUACAAAAGAGCGCCUGAAAACUCAAGUUAGAAAAUUAUAAAAAUACAAACACUCUUCCAAUUUUCUACCUCUGUUAUAAGUCUACCCAAAAUUUACACAUUGGUUGUAAAGAAAUUCAUGAACUGGUUUCAGAGUAAUACAGCAAGGCAAAGGACAAAAAAUAAGAACCAAACAUUUUUUUGACAAAACAACUAGGGAAGAUGCUCAAUACUAGAUAUAAUUACAUUAUUUAAAGUUUUUCUCAUUUAAAUUAACAAAUAGAGGAUUAGCAGAGAAAUUCAAGACUUGGCCAUUUCGUGUGUGGGUAGUGCUACUGAAGUCAUUGCAAUGAGUCUAGCCUAUUCAAUAUGUGUAAAAUUCAUAUGACCUAAACAUGUUACUCCUCAACCAUACAUAUAUGACUCAGCUCAUAGGGUGCUUGCUGCCAAGCCUAAUCCCUGACUUUGAUCCCCAGAAUCCACAUGGUGGAAGGAGAGAACUGACUCCCAUAGUUGUCCUCUGACCUCUAAUGGCAUGCCAUGUCAUGCAUGUCCACACACACACAUACACACACACAUAAUCCAAAUAGAUAAAAUCCUAAAACUAUGAUGGAAAUAAAGCAGAAUAUGUCACUUUAGAGUAAGAGUAUCAAAAAUAACCCCACAAACAUGGAAUAGUCUAUUUUAGUGUGUAACCCAUGUAUGUAUACAAAGAGAAAUAUAUCAGUAUGUUCCCAGAAUCAUGGUUUGUUUUGCUCUAAAGUGUAACAUUUUCAUCAACAAAUAGAUCAGUAUGUUUAUUUCUAUGAUAGGAUACUAUACUGUAAAAUAUACAAAAUUCACAUGUAGUUACAUGAAUAGGCCACAAUAUUUUGAGAGGAAAAAGUGAAAUACACAAUGAAUAAUGGUAUAAUAUUUGUAACUUAAUAAACCAGUUCAAAGAACAGUAAUACCAUUUAUGGUAUUAGUUGCCUUUGAGGAUGUAGAUGGGUUUUGUGGGAGUUGUUACAUUAAUCUGUAAUACUUGUUUAAUAAAAGGAUGAAAGCAAAUAUUACAGAGCUGACAAGUCUGGUUGUCAAAAUUAGUUCUAAGACUUUAAAGCUUUAGUUGCUUGCUUUUUCUAAAGUAAGUCAGUAGGUGCAGGAUGCGUGACCUUAUAGAAUUGGUUUUAAAAUAGCAUUUGUGUGUUAUUUUUAUUUAAUCUUCAUAUAAACAAGCCUGAUUGAAGAUGCUUUGUUUACUGUAAUGGUUAGAAGUUUUCUUAAAGACUCAUGUGUUGAGAGCUUGGACUCCAAAACGUGUAUUUAUGAGUGAUUUGAUCUUGGUGUUCAGACCUCUUGAAUUGUUUAGCCCAUUAGUGGAUUCCUAGUUGAUAGUGGACAGUGGAAGCUGUAGGAGAUGAUACUUAGUAAGAGGAAGUAGGUCACCUGAAGCAUGCCUUCAAAAGGGGCCAUAACUUCCCCCUCAAUUCAGUUGAUUUUCUUAGGCCUUCUUGUCAUCAUAACAAAAAGCUGGCUCAGAGUCUAUAUAAUAAUUAAUUGGGAUAAUGAGAAUCAUCAGUAUACAACAUUUGAGGCCAGCUGUAAAAUUGUAAAGCCUGUUAUCUUUUACAUAGUUCUUUCCCUAGUUGAAAGCAAUAGAAAAACAACAAAAAAGUAUUUCUUGGAAUAUUUUACUCUCAAUUUUAAAAAAGAAAAGUCCAAUUGCAUUUGGGUUAGUUUUGAAGAGGAGAGGAACUAUGCACAAUGCCAGAUAAGGACUGGUACCCAGAUCACAGCAGGAGCAAAGUUCAGUGUAUCUCAACAAAGCUUUUUUGAGUGUCUAUAUUCUUGGUUUUUUGUUUUUAUUUUUAUUCUUGUUGUUGGAGGUUUUGUGGGUAGUGUUAAGAUUUUUCUUUCCCACCUGCCAGUUCCCAAAUAACUGGUAUACAGACUCAAUAUUAAUUGUAAAUGCUCAUCUGAUAUCUCAGGCUUAUUACUAAAUAGCUCUUACAAUUUAAAUUAACCCAUUUCUAUUCUGUGUGUUGCCACAUGGCUCAUGACUUUACCUGUCCUCCAGCAUAUCUUGCUCCCUCUGUGUCUACUUGCAACUCCUGACUCCACCCUUCUUCCAGCAUUCUCAGUCUGGCUCUCCUGCCUAACCUUAUCUUGUUUGGCUAUUGGUCAAUCAGCCGAAGAUGGAUGCUAAAAGAAAUCCCACACUAGCUCAGAACUGAGUAUAAUAAAGAGUUAUUUAUUUAGGUGUAGACACACAAAUCACAGUCCUCUGCAUGAAUGGGCAACAGGAACCAAAUACAGCAGCCAGAAGAGAGAGGGAACGUGUACUUUACAUCAGCAUUUAUAGUAUAAGAGGCCAUGCCCAAGUAGGCGGGUAACUUAAAGGCUACUGGCUGUAGGAUUUCCGACAGUACAUUCCCUUUUUGUUUAAAUAAGAGCGUUCUAAGUCUAAUACAAAAUUAUAUACAAUAAGAACAAACAUCAAGUAAUGGGAGGAAAGUAACAAUGACUAUAUAGUCUUCAAUCCCAUCAAAGACCCAAGAAGGGAAAUAAUAUUACUUGAGUUAGCAGGAAGUACAAUCAAGCAACUUCCAAAAUGUGCAACAAAUGACAGAGACAACUGGCUACCUGGGCAUUCACCCAAAGUCUCAUUUACAAUGUUGGAACAACCAACUUUAGCUAAGGCCUAGAGUAACUGACAGACCACUUUCAGAGGCAGGAAAUUUUUCAAACCAUCUUGGCAAGAUUUAACAGUCUUUUUUCUUGUAUCCUGUUUGCCCUAUCUGGACAUUGUGCAUUUUGUCAGUGCUUGAUGCAUGGGCAGUUCUUUGCCCAAAGGCCACUUUUGCCAAGAAGAAAAUAAGCUCCAAGUGGAGUGUCUUCAGUGCUGAACAUUCUCUUGGGAAUAGAUCAGGGCUGCCAGGAGCAAUCGUGUCUCAUGUCAACAGAGCCCUAGGUUAUUUAAAUGCCAUAUUCUACAGUUCUUUGAAGUGGUUGAAGAUUACCUAUCUAUGCAGAAUACAGUCUCUGUAUAUCUAAAGAACCUGGUUAGUCUAACUAUAAGUAUGACAAAUAUGGAUGACUAUUGACCUGUAAUUUUAAAUACCUUUAUAACUUAAAGACUGAGACUUCAUAUUAGAAUAUUAAACUAUCUUUAAACAACUGUGCAAGAAAUGAGGACAAUGACCUCAAAAUGUAAACAAUGUAUGAGUACCUUGAUCAGAGGUAGAAAUGUAUAUUGCAAUAUGAUAAAUAUAUCCUAAAAUUGUAUCAAUUUACAAAAUGUCUUAAGCAGAGGUAGAAGCAUGCAUGCAUACAAUAUGACAAAAUAACUUUGCCUAGGUAUACAAAUAUUAUAAACAAAAAUAGGAACAUAUUCAAUAUAAUUUAAGUUUGUAUCAAUAUAUAAGAAUCUAUACCAAUGUAAAUUUCCUAUAAAUAAUAGCUCACAAGUAUUCACUAAUCUAUUAUCCCAUCAAUUUACUUUUUUUUCCAAAGAGAUCCCCGAGACUACAUAAUUUCCCCCCAGCCGGGCGAUGGUGGCGCACGCCUUUAAUCCCAGCACUCGGGAGGCAGAGGCAGGUGGAUCUCUGUGAGUUCAAGACCAGCCUGGUCUACAGAGCUAGUUCCAGGACAGGCUCCAAAGCCACAGAGAAACCCUGUCUCGAAAAACAAAAACAAAAACAAAAAAAAAUUUCCCCCCAAUCCUCAACCCUAUACCAAUUAUAAUCAAUCCCUAAAUGAUGUCCCUAACCCUGAGGACAACCUUUGUUGGGAGAGGGCAUGUUGUCUUUUAGAAUUACUUCCAGCAGUCACGGGGAUGAUGUUCUUUCUAUGGGUUCCCAUGAAAGUAAAAUGAUGGUUAAGAUUCAAGAUUACUGCCUGAUAUAAUUGUAAAUAGUCUCUGAGUUUUUGGUAGGGCUUUUUUUUUUUUUUUUUUUUUUUUGGUUCCUGUUUGGAGUUCUGGUCAGAACAUUGUAAAAAAAUUGCACCAUUUCAGCUAACCAAGUUGGAACCAUCUUGAGCAGUGGUACCCCAAACAGGUCUUAUAGUAGUGCUAUCAGCACCAUGAUGUCAUAUCAACUAGGUGGAACCAUUGUUGUGGGGCUCCAUCUUCUUCCUGGAAACUUCAAAGAUUACUGCAGGGAAAUUCAUUGUUCAUUAUAGAAAACUUAAACAUUAUUUAUACAGACAUAUAUUCGAUGUAAGGUAUGAUAGAGACAAAAAUAAAUAAGAAGAAAAUUAAAUUUUUUUCUAAAUUCUUUCUGUCCCAUACCAUGGCUCCUGAUAUGAGACAGAAACUCUGAAUUUUUAUUUUAAAACUGUGUUUGGAUUCAGAGGACAGAGCUGUUGUCCACCUCCAAAGCCAGCUUUGAUUUUUUAAGUGAGUUAUGACUAUUAUUCUAGUUAAUAUUCAAAGAUUCAGGUUGGCAGUAAUGGUGCAUGCCUUUAAUCCCAGCACUUGGGAGGCAGAGCCAGGGGGAUCUUUGUGAGUUCGAGGCCAAUGUGGUCUAUAAGAGCUAAUUCCAGGAAAGGCUCCAAAGACACAGAGAAACCCUGUCUGAAAAAAUUAAAAAAAAUUCAGAGAUUAUUAUCCUCAAAUGAUCUGUCCUCAUAAAUGAUAAUUGUCUUUGUUUGGUGAUCCUAUCAGGAUCUUUUCCUCUUUAGGUGUCUAGAUGUCCAGGGUCUCUUGACUUUCUGAAGAUAAGUAUUUUCCUGCAAAGACAAGAACAGAACCUUGCCCCAAUCCUUAUGAGGUUUCCUUACCACCUGUAUGGUUGUCAACUGUGUGGAUGAGUCACCAUUUCUCUUUCUAAAGAGGUUUCUCUUUUUCAAACCAAAUUUUUAUUAAUUUUGAUUUGAUCCAUAACUUUUUUUCUCCUGUGGAAACAAGCAAAAUCCCUUCCCAAAUGUAGCAUAUCUCCUGGCUUCCAUUGUGAGGUCAACACAUCCUUGAAAUACACCCACUGAUUUAAUUCAGAAGACUUUUCUAUUAUCCAAUGUCUCUCUGUGCUCUUGUUCCUUUCUCGUUAGCAUUAAGAAAAUUCAAGGUUAAUAAAGCAUUAUGUAAUCUAUUUCUGGGAAUAUUUCCCAUCUCUUUCUGUUUGUUUAACAUAUCUUUAUAUAUUUGAUCUUUCUAUAACUGCCUGACCUUUAGGAUUGUUUGCUAUACCUGCAACAUGCUUUAUAUUAUAAUAUGCAAAAAAACACCUUUCAUUUUCUUAGGGACAUAUGUUGGACCAUUGUCUGUCUUUAUUUGUACAGUUAUACCCAUGAUGGACAUAACUUCUAAUAAAUGUGUGAUUACUGAAUCAGUCUUUUCUGAGCUCAAACAGUUGCCCAUUGAAAACCUGAAUAAGUGUCAGUGGUAUGGUGUACAUAUUUUAUUUUCCCAAAAUCUGCAAAGUGGAACACAUCCCAUCUGCCAGAUCUCAUUCCUUAGUACCCUUUAGGUUACUCCCUGCAAGUAGCAGUGUUUGGUUAUAGAAAGAGCAAGUAGGACAUCUCUUUAUAAUUUUCUUAGCUUGUUGCCAUGUAACAGUAAACUCUUUCUUUAAACCUUUGCUUUUGACAGGAUGUUUUUAUGAAAUUCUGAAGCCUUCAACACACUUUCAAUCAAUAAUCAAUUGAUUUCUGCAUUACCUUGUGCUAGAGGACCUGGCAGACCCAUGUAUGGGAUCAAAUGUGUGUUAUGUAUAUGGUACAAAGCCUAUUCGUGAUUAUAUCUUGAACCUAUAUGAAUAAUGAAGUCAAUUCUGUAUCGUCUGGUAUAAAUUCAGUGGUUUCAAUAUGCAUGACAACUCUUUCUGCAUAUUGAGAAUCAGUAACUAUAUUAAGAGGCUCAU